Molecule: messenger RNA, 4515 nt
Organism: Phyllopteryx taeniolatus (common seadragon)
Lineage: Eukaryota; Metazoa; Chordata; Actinopteri; Syngnathiformes; Syngnathidae
Product: ephrin-A5b-like
Exons: 5
Coding region: 522-1211 (229 amino acids)
Biological process (GO): ephrin receptor signaling pathway; axon guidance; regulation of cell-cell adhesion
Cellular component (GO): external side of plasma membrane; plasma membrane
Molecular function (GO): ephrin receptor binding
Source: RefSeq, a predicted model, not a curated record
AGAGAGAGAGGAGAAGGUGGGGGGUUGGUCGGGGGGAGCAUGGCUGCAAGAUCCAACGCGCACACUUGGUCUGCUUCCUUCGCCGCUUGCGUCUCGCCCGCUCAGACCGACCGAGUGUUUGCGCACGAUCGCGGGGGCUCGUUUCCAUUUUCGCUUUUCUUGGCCCGGCGAUCCGCGCCGCUGAGGAGAUUCCAGCGACAAUGGCCACAUAAGGACGACAUUUGCACUCUUGAUCUGUGCCCGACUGGAGCUUUUAUCGCGAUAUCCUGCGCUCACAAGCUCGUCCUCCUCUCGAGGAAUUUCGCUGCGCAACUUGGACAAACCGAGUUGAGUUCCGAGAAAUGGACUUUCUUUAACUUUUCCCGAAGAAUUACACAGCAAAGUACUUUUUUUUUUUUUUUUUUGGGGAGCGAGAUUUACGCAAGGGCUCGUUUAAGAGGUGAACGGACUUUCAACAACCACCAGACUUCAUCGGACUUCAAUUAAUCCAGGACGGUGGUCGCUUUGGGUUGAUUGCAAACAUGCCGCAGGUGGCGAUGAUGUUCUUUCUCGUCCUUGUCGUCGGGGCGUGCGUGUACGCUCAGGAUCCUGCUUCCAAGGUGGUGUCCGACCGCUACGCCGUCUUCUGGAACCGCACCAACCCCAAGUUCUACCGGGGUGAUUACCACAUUGACGUCUGCAUAAAUGACUACCUUGACGUCUACUGUCCGCAUUACAUCAGCCCCGUGUCGGACGAGCGGGCCGAGCGCUAUGUGCUUUACAUGGUGAACUACGAUGGCUACAGCUCAUGUGACCACACCGCCAAGGGCUUCAAGCGCUGGGAGUGCAACAGGCCUUUGUCAUCAAAUGGACCACUGAAGUUUUCCGAAAAGUUCCAGCUCUUUACACCCUUCUCAUUAGGCUUUGAGUUCCGUCCUGGCAGAGAGUACUACUACAUCUCUUCCCUCACUGACGCCAAAGGAAGAAGGAGCUGCCUUCGACUCAAAGUCUUUGUUAGGCCACAAAACAAUUGCGUGCGAAACUCUGGGAGCGUACAGGAAGGGGUCGACUUUGACGAAAACAGUCACAACAGUCUAGAGCCCAGAGAUGACAUCAGUCACGAGUCACCGGAGCCUUCUCGAAGGGACGUAAACUCUGCUGCCGGGUGUUGCAAUUCCGUGCUCCUGCUUAGCUCCGCCCUCCUACUCCUGGCUGCUUUCUUGUCUUUAUAGCGCUCAUUCUGAGGGAACUCUCAGGAAUUGACUGUCCUGAUUGGACCACAGGCUACCAUAUCCUGCAAACCCCCCCCCCCCCCCCCCCCACCUCCCCAUGGAGCACUUUUUUGUUACAUAAAAAAAAAAAAAAAAUACAUUAAAAAAAAAAGACAAACAUGAAAAACACUGACAAUCUCUCUCAGUGAAAAAGGAAGGGACCAUGAAAGUCUUCAUUUCGCCAACUUGUGUGAUUGACCUUAUGGCAAGUGCCGAUGGCCCAUGGUGAAAGAGGCAGAAUCUCUUAUUCACCACCCAGAUAUUAGAAAUGGAUUUGUGUUGACGCAAACACACACGCACACACACCUACACACUCGUAUAUCAGUGUUCACGUUCUUUUAGGAAGUGCUGCAGGAUCACUUAAAGUUUCCAGGCCUUGUCACAUCACAUAAGACCCCGAUAAGUUACAUGACUUGGUCUCAUAAUUAGGAGCUCGCAUGGGUCAGAAGAAAGGACAAUUUUGCUGGCAUGGGGGGGGUAGGGAAAUCCUCUCACAAUAUAACCUUCCUCAGGUGAUAAAGGAAUUGGAUGAUUUGUUGAGAGACUGUGGAGUAGCUUUGGCGAAAAUAUAUUGAGAACAUUUAAAGAAGCACUCAUUUUUAGUGUCUGAAUUGAAGCGUUUUAGUGGUGUUUUUUUUGUUUGUUUGUUUGUUUUGUUUUUAAUGGAUCACAUACUUCAAAUGUCGCAGCCAACACGGGUGUAGAGUAGUAUUUGAAUGACGUGCAAGGUAUGUUUUGUUGUUUGUUUGUUUGUUUGUUUUUGUCCUGGCAACGUGUUUUAUUUAUUGUGAUUCUUUGUGCUUUGAUUUCUGGUGUGGUCAGCCUGUAGCUUUGGUAAAACAGCAAUAAAAACACAUUAGCACAAUAAUUCAUCAGGUUAAACACAAUAACAUACAUUUAAUUUGAAAACAAAAAUAAUACAAAAAUACUGAAUAUAGUUUAUGUCUGUUUUAAUCUAAAUGUUUUAAUGUUUUUUAACAAAGUCCAGGAAGGAAGAAAAAAAGUCUGAUGUGCUAUCAGGGUGUAGAAAUAGUGGAAUAUGUGUUCAAAUCUGUUAUUAAUGAAUGUCACAAUUGUAGGUUUCCUCUUGCAUUAUAUCUUUUUGUGAAUCACAGUCAUUACACAAUUAUUGUAUAUAGUGACAAAUGUCCUGAAGAGUUCAGGGAUGUUUCCAUACCUUAACUGAAGUAUAUAAAUAGCAACAGUGAGUUUAGUCUUCCUCAGAAUAAGCAGCACAGAUUUUGCCAGAUGAUCAUGACGCAGGCUUGUAGUGCACUACAGUAGGGACAACAGUACAGUAUAUCAAUCGAAUAUUGGACUUAUUCCUCUAUGUCCUCCGAAUCCAAAUAAUUCAUCUUACCAUGACAUAUGGCCAUUCAUUAACUUUGUGGGAGCAGUCUGGGGGCAAUGUGACUCUCUGUUCCAGCAUGACUGUGCACCAGUGCCCAAAGCAAGGGACGUACAGUAGAAAGAUGAUUGGAUUAGUUUAAGGAUGAACUAAAACAGAUUAUGCGCCAGAAUCUACACGUGUCCCAAAGUUGUCCACAAGGUGUAAUAUAUAAAGCUCCUGUGGCCAAAAUACACUGCACUGGUGUACCUGCUGAUUGCUGCUAUGAAAAAUCAACCACAUAGAGAGAUAAGAUAAGAGGCAGAAUUGUGUUCUCUCACUCACGGUAAACUGAAACGAGAGGAGAGCAAAACAUGAUGAGCUCAAUAUUAUUUCUCUGUUGUGGACACAUACUAUUUUCGCACAUAGGCACACAUCAUUUUCCUACAAGAUAAAAAUCAAACAGCUGUAGUACCUACUGUAUGUCUGCUUUGAUUUACUCAAGUAUCUGUGUCCGUAAAGAAUAGAGAUAUUCUGUAGAUACAUACAAAUAAUAUAAUAAAAAUAAGAGUGGCAGUAAUUUCAUAUAGUGUCAGAGUCAGUCAGAGUUUUUUUUAUAGUUACAAAAAUCUUAAUGGGAGUGAGUUUGUAACUGUACAUACAAACAAAGUCAGAACAAUAUCAGAAUGAAGUUUUGAUUUUCUAGUCUGGUCAUUCACUUUCAUGUGAAUAAUCUUGUUCUCUCUAAAGAGCAUAUUUACUGCAAAUUUAGUGCUGCAAAUGCUGCUCAAUGUGGGUGCUAAAACACAUUCAUAGGUUACAUGCAUGUUCAACUUUAAUGUUUUGUAACACUGCAUUCACUAACUUAUUUGCAUUGCAUGAUCUCAAAUUCACUUAACUAGCUCCCGCUCUUUGUCUUUCGUGGAUGUUUUUUGUUGUUGUUGGGUUUUUUUUCUCGUGUGUGUUCACAUCCCUGCAGCUUUGUGCAGAUAACAAAAGAUGGAUUUAUUUGUUUCAUUAUACUUCCUGACAUCUACCACCAUCCUCGGUACAUCAGAGUUUAGCCAGUAUUAGUCUCCUCACUCUAACAUGUUCACCUCCGGCCAUAUCACCAUGAGAAAAACAACCAGUUUCCUGGAUACCGUGUAUCCAACAACGAAUCUAUUGUAACAUACAGUGUUAGAUACUUUGUUCACACCCCUGUUGACGGGUGAUCAGUAAGAAAAUAAUGUUUGACAUUAGAAAACUCUUUCAUUUUAUGUGUAUUUUAUAUGAAACAUAGAAACAUUACACCCCUGGGAUGUGAAUUUGUGCAAAUGUGGAGCUUGUUGAACAUGCAGUGGUCAUCCUACACUCGUGAAUCAUGGAAAGGGCCUUAAUGAAGACCAGCUGGAUCUUUAAGAGCUACAAAAUCUCCUCGGUUUUGAAAAAAGACUGCAGUUCAUGCAGGUGUUGGAUUAAAGUAUAGCUCGGUGGUCCUUUGUUAAUCAUCAACUCGAGCUGUAUGAAAGCUCGCUGUGACAAUGUUUCAGGAGGUGCAUUUAACUUCUUUUGCUGAUGUUUUCUAUGUUCUGAACAAAUAGUGUUGCUAGGAGGGUUCGUCCAAAGGGUUCUGUUUCUAUUUCACCUGAAUUUGUUUCCAUGUAACCUGCAGUUUCAGAUUUGCAGAAUCGGCCUUGAUGUGCUUUUGUCUGGGAAAAUAUUUAGGUUACCUUUGCAAAAACUGUUUCCCAAACUCCGUAUUUGUUUUAACAUUGUAGUGAGUGUACCCUUUGCCCCUCCUGAUCUCCUCUAAUGUUUCAGUUUCCCUGCUCGGUCUCUCGCUAGGUUUUUCUACGGAAAGGGCGUUUAUUUGUAAAUACACAUGUUGGAGCAGCUAUAACUAAUGAAAACAAUCAUGGAAAAAAAGAUGUAAUAAAUAUUUCUUUGUCAUUGUAA